This is a messenger RNA of Striga asiatica, 453 nucleotides long. The record is from the annotation of a GenBank genome assembly. Lineage: Eukaryota; Viridiplantae; Streptophyta; Magnoliopsida; Lamiales; Orobanchaceae.
AUGUUUGUAGCUUUAGAUGUCUCCAAGGUCGCCAUCAACAUCGUGCGCAAAAUGGGAAAAGAGCAAAAGAAAAUGUUUCAUUUCUAUGGUAGAUAUUCAUUUGUUCAUAAACUAGUGUUAAAGCAGCCUCCACUCCUUUUUCGCAGAACCAAAUACUCAGUUGAACUCCUCAACUCCUUUGUUGGAACCGAAGAAUAUACCGGGAGAGAAAAAAAUCGGGGAGACUUUGCGGCUUCGCCCUUAACGGUGAAGUACAACCAUGUGUCCGGUGAGUCGACGAUCGGUGAUAACGAGCUCCUUGAUCGGACCGAACUACACGCAGACGUGAGGGGAUGGUUUUUUGCGGAGCGGACAAUUUGGGAGAUGGGCGGACUGCGGAGGAGCAGCGGCGGAGGAGUAGCGGUGGCGGAUGAUUUGGAGCGGCAGCGGAUGAUUUGGGGCGGCGGCAGAUGA